CGCGUCUCCAGGGAACCGCGGUGGCGCUGGCAGAGUGGCCGCAGCGGCAGUGACAUCGAGCCAUGGCUAAGGACGGGUCAGAGCACAGCGGGGGGCACAGUAGCGACUGGUUCACUCACGAUGGACUGGAGCUGGGCGAGCUGGAAUCAGUAACAAGCUCUUCACUAAAGCAUGUCCUGAACUCCGUAGCCGCUGUGGGCCAGGAACACAGAAUGCCGCUGCAGUACAAAGCUCGGGUGCAGAAAGCAGGAAACAACAAUUUCCCAUUCUCUUCUCAUGACAACAGACAUGACAUAUGCAAUGCAGUCGAGUAUUUUGACCUGGGCAUGGGCGUGAGGAAGUUGGAUCCAGAGAAGCAGAGACAGAACUCCCAUAACUUCUUCGAGUGGUCUCGCGCGCCGGGCCGGAGCAGCCGCGAGGGCUUCGUCACCGUCUACCAGAGCACGUUUGUGUCGGGUCAGAGCCCCGAAAAUGACGAGCAGUGUCACAGGCGCUACCCCAAACACCACUGCCAGAGCCACAGCGACCAGCAGCAACGCUCCAGCACACCUGCUACUGAGGAUGAGACAGCCCUGAAGCCAUCCCAGACACCCGAGACACCCGAGACACCCAAGACAUCUUCACCAGCCAACACCUCUGGAACACCCACCGAGCACGUGUGAACUGUUCACUACUCAAAGCAAUGGUGGAGGAAUAAACAUUGAGUAAAAUGCA
Messenger RNA from Zonotrichia leucophrys gambelii, 714 nucleotides. It is a transcript of the gene TEX36, whose product is annotated as testis expressed 36. The transcript has 4 exons. The record is from RefSeq and is a predicted model, not a curated record. NCBI's taxonomy places the organism in Eukaryota, Metazoa, Chordata, Aves, Passeriformes, Passerellidae. Bases 63 to 662 code for a protein of 199 amino acids.